AUGGCGGUUGAGAUAAGAAUGUCUGCCAGCUCAUCGAUGCGUUGGUCGGCAUUGGACAGAAGCGCCGACGGACUGCAGCGGAGUGUCUGUGCCUCGUUUCCGAUAACUGCUAGCGUCGACAGGGGCUUGGAUCCGAUAGCCUGGCAAGCUUAUCAGAUUGCAUCUAAGCUGAAGAAUCAUAGCAGGCCCGGAUGCCAGGGUCUGUUGUGCAAGUGGGUAGAAGCUGUUGACAGCACAGCCAGUCACUACAUCGGUACAAGAUGGGGACGUCCAAAGAGCCAGUCUAAACAUGUACGUAUCGGUAACCUCCACGAGCAUGGACGUGUAAUGAUACAGUACCGCCAUGACCUGCAGGAGCCUUUAUCAGUACCUGUCCGGUAUUGCCCGCCCAUCGCACUGCCAGCUGAAGCCAUCAGAGUCACACCAAACGACGAUGGGUAUUGGCAUCAGAUUUUAGGUCUGGGGGAGGAAAGUCCUUCAAUCAUCCAGACACUCCACCCCCAGCCAAUCACUCCUACCGGAGAUCUGUCGCAUUCCCUCCGCGUGUGGCAAACCAAACCAAAUCCACCCCCUCGCUCAAUGCAAUCUCAAUCGCACACAAACUCUGCCUGCGCGACUGACUGA
This is a messenger RNA of Aspergillus niger, 624 nucleotides long. RefSeq lists its product as hypothetical. Lineage: Eukaryota; Fungi; Ascomycota; Eurotiomycetes; Eurotiales; Aspergillaceae. The transcript is spliced from 5 exons. The record is from RefSeq and is a predicted model, not a curated record. The coding region runs from base 1 to 624 and encodes 207 amino acids.